This is a messenger RNA of Pteropus alecto (black flying fox), 795 nucleotides long. It is a transcript of the gene MYCT1, whose product is annotated as MYC target 1. The record is from RefSeq and is a predicted model, not a curated record. Gene Ontology annotation, cellular component: nucleoplasm. NCBI's taxonomy places the organism in Eukaryota, Metazoa, Chordata, Mammalia, Chiroptera, Pteropodidae. The transcript is spliced from 2 exons. Bases 10 to 699 code for a protein of 229 amino acids.
ACACAGUAUAUGAGGGGUUGUGUGAAAAUUAUUUUUCUCUCCUUGAACAACAAAGACAUAGAUUCAAAGUGCUUCUUUUGGACAUACUGGCUUUGCUUUCUUUCUUUUUUUCUUCUCUCUCUUCUAUUUCUUGUGGAUAUUAUGGCUAAUAACACAACAAGUUUAGGGAGUCCAUGGCCAGAAAACUUUUGGGAGGAUCUUAUAAUAUCCUUCACAGUAUCCAUGGCGAUUGGGCUAGUAAUCGGCGGAUUUAUCUGGGCUCUGUUUGUUUGUUUGUCUCGAAGAAGAGCCAGCGCCCGCAUCUCACAGUGGAGUUCAAGUCGGCGAUCUCGAUCCUCUUAUUCCCACGGCCUCAACAGGACUGGCUUUUACCGCCACAGUGGCUGUGAACGUCGAAGCAACCUCAGCCUGGCCAGCCUCACUUUCCAGCGACAAGCUUCCAUGGAACAAGGAAAUUCCUUUCCCAGAAAAUUAAGUUUCAGGGCUUCGACUUUCCAUCCAUUUCUGCAAAGUCCACCACUUCCCGUGGAGACUGACAGUCAGCUGAUGACUCUCCCUUCCUCCAAUACCUCUCCCACCAUCAACACUGCCCACAGCCUGAGCCGGCCGGACUUCCACUGGUCCAGCAACAGCCUUCGCCUUUCGCCACUGCCGCCGCCUGCCUAUGAGUCCAUCAUAAAGUCGUUCCCAGAUUCCUGAGUCGGGUGCUCUCGUUCUCAAUUGGUUUCUUUCUUGUCUUUUAUUGAAAGGAUAUCAUAAAUAGACUAAACAGAAUUUUGAGGACAUGGCCCAAAU